This is a messenger RNA of Drosophila innubila, 465 nucleotides long. RefSeq lists its product as uncharacterized. NCBI's taxonomy places the organism in Eukaryota, Metazoa, Arthropoda, Insecta, Diptera, Drosophilidae. The record is from RefSeq and is a predicted model, not a curated record. Bases 1 to 465 code for a protein of 154 amino acids. The transcript is spliced from 3 exons.
AUGCCUGUCGAUCUGAAAGCUCUUUCGGGCUAUUGGUACGAGGUUGCACGUUCCCCCGAUUUGGAUGAGAGUGUAUGCCAGAAUUAUACCUUUCCGGCCAGCCCCAAUGCGGAUAAUAAGCUCGAAAUACAGACGGAGUACCAUGGCAUUUUCAAUUGGAAUAUUGGCGAGUCCGUUCAGAUGUCUGUCACCUACAAAUUGCUCGACACCGAUGCCACAUCAUAUGCACUAUUCUGUGGCUACAUUGGCAUCGCACCCGUGCCCCUUUUCAAGGUUCUGACACGCAAGCGAGAGCUGAUUACGGAGGAGAAAAAUAAGGUGCAGCAGAAAUUCAACACUUUUGUUGAUAAACAAUUGAUCUGGAUUGAGCAGUCUGAUGAAAAAUGCAACUCUGCAAUGCGAUCAGCUGGUGGAUUUAUUGUGGCUCUAGCUUUAGUUCUACUUAUCCGCCAAAGAAACUUCUGA